CAUCUAAACGACGGCGCCAACUUUAGUUGCACGUGCCUUACAUUAUGCGAAAAUUAUGUUAUCGUUUUAUUGCGUAAUAUGAAACUGUUUAUGAGUGCUUAAUGCCCGUAUUAUGCUAAUUUGUGAACAUAGAAAACAUAAAAACAUCUGACCAAAGAUGUCUUGUAAUUUUGUACCUUUUAUUUACCAUUUUGAUAAACGUCAUAUAAUCUUUGCACGACAAACAACCGUGUUCUUAUUAGUAUGAUUAAAAAACAAAUUGAUACCUAGUUCUAAGUCCAAUGUUUUUUAUUCUAAAAUAAAACCAUUAUUGACUACUUUUAAAUUUGAGUAAAAUGAUUGCCAUUGAAAGUGAAACCCAUACAAGUAAUGAUGAUGUUUCACAAAAUAAUUUCCAGAAACGUCAAGAUGAACUAGUUAUGAUGUCCUCGAUAUCUACUUUACCAAAGAAUAUUUAUCCUGUUGCUUCAAGUGUUUACGUAUUAAUAGAUGAUGAAAAGCUAAUGAGUACUGAUAUGCGUGUUAUGUGGUACUUAAAACGAUUAGGAUCUGUGUUGCAAGUAGAUAAUGAAGAAAUGAACCAUGAAUUAUCAUCUGAGUUAUGUAAAAUUGUAUCAUUUGUACCAAGAGAGUUAAGUCAGGAUACCAAUAAUGUAGUUAUCAAUAAUAUGAAAUAUAAUAGUAGUUUUAUGUGUAACAAUGAAAAUAAUUUUUUUACUAUGGAUUCAUUGACUCGUAUAUAUUUCUUGACAUCAGUAUAUACAAUGGUCUAUUGUCUAGAUAUGAGUCCUUCUAAUUGUUCAGUGGACAUUCAAAGAGGUCAUGUAAUGCUUGAUGAAAUGAUUGUAGCUUUAAAGCGUAGUAUUCAAGGUUUCAUUAGACCUUUUAUUAUACCAGGAUCUCACAAGGUACUGUUUGAACCACAAGUUUAUGUUACUGUUAUAGUUCAUACUCCAUUUUACACAUCACUUGCUCAACAGGUGUUAGUUCAAGGAUGGCGUGUUAAUAAUCAUAAUUUUAAUGAAUUUAUUAAAAUGAUCUCAUGUGAAAUGACCCGUUUAGAAAAUGCUGUAGCGCAUUCAUUUACUCAUUCAUUAAAAAAUGAUUCUGAUACUAUGUCAUCAUCAUCAGAUGAUGAAUGUGAUGAUGCUAAUGAAUUAUGGCAUAUUGAUCAAAAUAGUAAAUCCAACCACAUCUCUCAUACUGGUGUAAGUUCCAUUAGUACUAACAAUAGAUGUCGUCGAUACAACUUAUUAGCUAAUAAUUCAAAUAAUAUGCAAGUAACUAUUACCAACAAUAAUCCUGAUUCAGGCUUUAUUAAUACUUUAAGAUAUGGUAUGCUGGCUGUCAGAUUAUUACCUCGAUCAAGUAUAUCAAAUUUAAUAGUUAUAACUGAUGGCAUGAUUACUUUGGCAGAUAUACAAGUUAUAGACUCAGUACUCAAUCAGUUAAGAUGUAUUAGUGUAGCAUGUUCAUUUAUGCAUGUUUCUAGUCAAUUUCAUCCACAUUCAUGUCAUGGACAUGUUCCAUACUCAGAGUUAAUGCAAUUAAUUGCUACUGCUACUAUGGGAACAUAUUUAAAUACAUUUCCUGAUACAAAAGAUGAUUGUAAUGUGAAUUACUAUCAUGAAAAAUUCAUCAUGUGGACAUUUCGUAAAGGAAAUGAAAUAUUAUCUCCUAAUUCAUUAUCAAACAAUACAUCCAAUCUUAGUUGUACUCCGCCACGUGUUCGCCAAGGAGAAUGGACUGUUAAAAACACAAAUUUUUAUGGUAAUAGACAAACUCAAUUAGUGUCUAAAAGGCAAAUUAAUGACCACAUGCAAGCACACUUAGAUAAUAUUGUAUGUUGUCGUAUGCGUGAAGGAUUCAUCGUAGAGGAUAUACAAUUUAAAGACUCUGGAAGCUCUACUGUAAAUUCUAAACUUCAGUUAAAAUUUGUGUUACCAUGGACUAAUCAUAUUUAUAUUGAAUAUGAUUUAACUGUAAAAUGGCCACCUCCUAAUUGUUCAUUAGUUUUACCUAUUAUAUCACAAGGAAUUCCAGUUGUACAAUCACCCCCUGCUUCAGGAAUCCAAUCAUCUCAAGUGUCUACGACUGUACAAUCAGAUAGUUGUCUAAAUAUUCAUUACACAAUCAUUGUUAAAGGUCCCUAUGAAUUUUUACGUGAUAUAACAUGUGGAAGAAAUAAAAAAUUACACAAUCAAAAUCUUUCACAAUCAUUUCAACAAUGUCAAUAUCAACUUUCAUCAUAUAAAUCUUCCACUAAUUUCCCUUCUACCUCAACAACUAUUACAAGUACCAUUUUACAAUCGGAUGGAGGUGUUGUAUCCCCCCGUGGAAUUGUUUUGAAUAGUGCUGUUUCUUCAAAAUAUAGACAAGCACUUAUAACUCGUUUUUGGUCAACAAUGAGAUCUAUUGCUCAAACCGAUUUGCUUAUUAAGCAUCUUGAAACAUAUUCACCUAGUACUGGUCAUUUGGUUGAUUUUAAUAGUUGUAACCAAUCAAGACCAUAUGAUCAAUCAUUUGAAAAUCAACUAAAUCAAAAGGACUGCAGCUUAAGUCCUAGCAGUCCAAAUAGUUCCAGUAAAAUAGAUAGUAGUAAAAUAUUAAUGAAUGCUGCAGUGUCAGGGUCAUCUGUCACAAAUUUUUCCUCUACAGUAAUUCCAAAUCGUAGUCCAUUAAGAAGUGGUAUGCCUUUAUUUUACCAUUUACCUUCAUCAUCUUCUACAUCUGCUUUAAAACAACAACUUCAAGUAAAAUUAAAUGAUCAACAACAAAAUUUUACUGAUCUUCAGCAUCAACAGUAUGCUGAUUUUUGGAGACCCGUAUGCACAUUAGAUCCAGAUGUACAAUGGCCUAGAUGGUUCUCUACUUAUAGAAUUGGCGGAGGUGUUCUAUUACUUAGACACGAUCGUCCAUUACCACGAUGGUUACAUAUUGCUAACUCUGCUAAUGGUAGGUAUCAAACUCUUACUUGUCGGAAAGCUGCUGAAUCUUUGUUUGCCAUGCUUAAGCAAUGGUGUACGUUUGUUCUGAUUGAUGACCACUCAUAUGUAAAGUGCUUAAAUAAAAAUGAAACUUUUACUGGCAGUGUAUCAUUUUGUAUAGCUAGAGUAACUUUAAGACCACCAUGCUGUUGUUGUAUUGUUUUACAUUUAGCGUUUCAAAGCUGUGUACCAGCAAUUGUUCACCACAAGAUUGUAGAUGAUCUCAAAAAACGUGUUCUACUGUUAGAUUCAACAAUGACCCAAUCAGACUCAACUAUAACAACAUCAUCAACUUUACAUAAAAAAUCUUCUAAUAAUAGUGAACAUUUACUUCAUGUUAGAAGAAAAAGUGGGAUUGAAAAAUUAGUCCUAAAAAAAAACAAAAGACCAAAAAAAUACAUUAAGAUGUUGGAGAAGCCAUUAGAAAAAAUUCUUAUCAGGUACGAACGAAUGCCCUCACAGUUUACUACAGUUAUAUUUCCUGAUGGUAGUCAACCUAACACUGCAGUUUCAACUACUCCAAUGCCCACAAAUUUUAACUUUUCAAAUACCUCAAGCAAUAAUGGAAGACAACAGAUAAGUCAUCAAAAUGUAUCUAAUGGAGUUGAAUGUUUAAGAACUUCUUCAACAACAACUACAACUCUGUCACGCUAUUUAUACCAUAGACGAUGGAUAUGGAGUAGUGGUCAAAGUUUAUAUAAUAAGAGUAUAACUCAACAACAACUGCAACAACAGCUAGCACGUACUCUAUCCUUACUAACAAAGAUUCGUUUAAGAGAAGGAUUUAGAUUUGCUCAUUCGUCUGCGGGUGUCAUUAAUAUGGUAUUACAAGUUCAUAUGUCAGAUUCAUCUUUAAGCAAGUGUAUAUCAACUGGGAAUAACAAAAGUACUAGUCAUUGUGUUAUACAGUAUGUCUUAUUUCCUCCACAUAUUAUUUCCAAGUUACAACCUCUUGAUAAUGAUGAUGUUAAUGAAAAUACAAAAACAAAAGUAAAUGAUGAUAACAGAUCAUUACUAUAUUCAUCAGACGAAGAAGAAAAGUAUAAAAAACAAGAAAUAGCCAAUAAUAUAGAAUCAAUUAGUGGGGCUAUAUCAUUUGUUGAAGAUGAUUAUCAGUUAAUUACUGAAUGUUGGAUUGAACCACAACAUGGAUCAGUAAUUGUUAAUGGAGAAAAAAAUAACAAAUACAUGUCAGGGUUAUCGUAUGAACAACUACCAGAUGCAAUGUGGUUAGUUGAUGCAGAUUGUAUUGGAUCCCUUUACACUUUUCAACAUAUGCAACAAAUGUGUUUGGAUCCAAAUGUUUCAACUUAUAAUUUUGUUAAUAAUUUGAGUAGAACACAAGAAAAAAAAAAAAAAAUUAGUAUUGAUGACAGAAUAUACAAGUUACCUUUUGAGUUUAGCUUAGUUAAUUUAUUGACUAAAUGUCAUUGUCAUUCUUCUAUAACAUUUAAUCUUUUUUCAACACAUUCAACUAUUGAUGGGAAUAAACUCAAUACAAUGUUAGAAUGUGCUUUUUAUGCUGAGCUAUGUACUAUAAAUGAUAGAUCAUUUGAUGUAAAUGAUACUAACAAAUUAGAUAGUGAUAAUUUAGAAACAGUAAAAAUUAAAAGAUAUGAUAAUGGACAGUGUUAUGUCAAACGUGUGAAUAGUACUCGCUUAAUAUUAACAGUUACUCCACUACUUGGAAGAAAUAAUGAAACUAAAUUUGAAUUUCCUGAACAAUUAGAUAAAGAACCAACUUGUCGUCUUAGGGCUAAUACAUGGCAUUGUAACAGAAAUGGUAUAAAAUCCUGUCCACAAUCACUUGAUAAUGCCAUGCAAGACUCAACAACUGUGCAUUACAAUAGAGCCAUGUCAGUUGGAUCUAAACCAAAAAAUCACAAUAAAGAUAUGUCUUGGGCUCAGUUUAGAAUAGAGCGAAAUUUUUGUCCAACAACAGUUAAGGGUAUUCAUGAUCCUGAUACUAUUGAUGAUACAUCAGAAGAUACACUUCUUAGCUGUUCACCGAUAUUAAAUGUUAUGGUUUAUGACUGUCAGAGAAUUUUUAUUGAACAUGCUUUAGUAUCUAAAAAUGUUCUUAAACAUGAAACACCUGUACCUGAAUUUAAUAAUUCAGAUGAAUGUUAUUUUAGCAGUUCAACUAUUAGCAGUGAUGAAGAGGAGGAAUCCUUUUUAAAUAAUGAAAUAUCAGAUAAUCAUGAAGAUGGAACUAUUCUUGACAAAUAUUUACUUAAAGUUCAACAAGCAUAUGAUAGAUGUUUGGUUACUACUGUUUUUCGAGCUUUACAUUUAGGAUUAGAUGUACGCUAUUUGGAUGUUCAAUGUGCUGUAGAUCGAUGCCAACAUCAAUUAAUCACGUUUGAUAUAACUGAUUAUAUUAGGGUAGUAUGUGGCCAUUUCAAAAAUAAUUGUAGUUUUAAUAGUUGUCCAGAAGAAAAUAAGACAUUGAAGUUGCAUCAUGAUAUGAUACGUUCAAAAUUUGAUGCUACUUUACAUAGACAUAGAUUACAAUCUGUACCUAGUCAUCCAGACUACUACUAUUAUUGUUGUUCUGUAAAAAACAAAUGCAGUGAAAAUAAUUUUAUCAAUGAUACUCAGUCAUCAUCUAGUGAAAGUAUUUCAAAUAUAAGGUCAGAAAAUACUUUAACAGAAUCAUUAAAUGAACAGUGUUUACAUGAAGAAGAGUCAGAAGAACAAGAAUUAACCCCCCUUUUUGUUCACCUUGUCUGUUCAGUUAAAACUAGUACUAUGAGUAAAAGUAGUUCUGUACGUUCCUUACCAACUUGUAUAUUUGAACUAUUAGAAAAAGACAAAUGUGAUGAGAUUUCAAACAUUCCAGAUGUAAAUUUGACAGAUGUACGGGUGUCAUUAGAUAUAUACUGUCUAAUUUUAGCAAAUACUGAUGUGGACAUUGAUAAUGUUAUUAAUGAUAAGAAUAAUGACAUAAUUAAUAAAACUAGUUGUAUAGAACCAGCCCAAAUAAUGUCCCAUAGUACUUUCCAAAAACCUAAUGAUACAUGUGAUGAUUCACUGUUAUCAUCAUUACCUAUUCGAUAUGCACGAGGUUUAGCUGCUUUUAUCAAAGAGGUGGAGUGGUGUAUGCAAGAUGAAAUGGCAGCUGGUUUACUUGAAGAUACUACAAUUACACCUGGUACAUUAGAUAAAGUUAUCCAGCAUGUUUCUAAUUCAUCAAUGUCUUCAUCAAAUGGUAGUCAAAAAAUACCAGUAAAUUUUGUAGAACCACCAUUAGGAUCUUCUUAUUUUAGUAGCAUGCUUUUAUUUAUCCAGCAACUUGAUCAAAUGGAUAUUAAACUGGAUCAAGAAAAUGGUGGUGGAUUUUAUGAGCUUGCAAAAUCAACUGAUGACACAUUUUAUGUAGUUAAAAAAAAAACUACAGAUGUAAGUGUUAUGGCAAACAAUACAAAUUUCUAUGAAAAAAAAAAAGAAGUUGAAAUAAAUAGUGAUUCUGAAAAUUGUUUGAUUGAGGCUGAACAGUCUAGACCAUCAUUACCAAACUUUUGGAUCAUAUUAAAAAUUCAAUCAGAUACGUUAGAUGAAAACAAUUCAUUAGAUGUUCUUUUAUAUUUUCAUUGCAGAUUUACUGAACUCGAUGUUCGUGGAAGGUAUGCAGCUGUAAGAGAAGUCGUUAGGCAACAUAUAUGUCAUGCAGCUACUAUUGUUAAUCAAACACUUUUGCUUUGCCGUUUACAUGAUACUAGAAUGUGUGAUCCGUUGUUAGAGCCUAUUACUGAAAAUCAUAUACAAUCUGAUGAUGAUGAUACUAUCAAUGGUGACAAUGAAAAAAAAACUAGUAAUUUUACUUUUGGACAGUUCAGGUGCCCUAUUAUUUGGACUGCAAAAUUCAUAUUACAUCCUAGACUUCAACAAUCGUCUUCAAUGCUUUUACUCGGAGUUCAAGUCUUACACUCUGUAUUAGAUAAACUUUCUGUAAAGAAUCGACGUAAUAUGUUUGUUUAUAGAGAAGAAUCAUCAGGAUCAGUAUUUUAUUUAAGACUUUAUGAAAACACAAAUCAACAACAUCAAAGAAAUAUGUUAGAUGUAGUGCAGUCUGACACAGAUGAUGAUGAUGACAUAUCAAGAUGCUCAUCAGCAACUUCUACUACUGCUACAAUAGCAUCUUCAAUAAAUCAUGCUUACCACCCACAUCAUUCAGCACGGAAGCCAUCUGAUGAGUUUUAUUAUUCUAUCCAAACACCAGGGACUCGGUCCCUUGGUGGUUAUUGGGGUGAGGCAGAUUCAAAAGAAAUUGAAGAUUUAACACUUAAAGUUUAUGGUAUAUCUCCAGUGGGUACUGAAAUACGUGUUGAUUUGGUGGAAGUUUUACAAAAUCGAUUAAAUGAUGCAGUUCUCGAAGUAUUAACAACAAUGCUAUACCGAAAUCCUGUUUGUCGAUUAUAUCCAGAUGAUGUACGUUUUGUUCAACCCAUUGAUAGUAUCGCAGAUUGUAUUAUAAAAUUUUCUCUGCCUUCUGUGACAAAAAUUAAGGAACCAUUUGUUACUAAUUUACAACGCAAUGCAGUAGCAUUAUUAUUAUACCCACCAAAGUACGCCAGUCGUCAUCAUAGAUUUGUUGUAAAUCAUGCUAAUUAUCUUGAGAAGCCUAUUGUUCGUUCAUUUUUUAUUUAUAAUCAACAAAGUAGUACUGGAAUUGGAGGCAUACGUACUAGUGGAAAUCGUGGCUUAGCUUGUGUUUUAUUUGAAUUUUAUUAUAACAAUUAUAAUAACUAUGUAGAUUUAUCUAACUUUCCAACUGACUCAAAUUUUUUUGAAGAUUAUGUAAAACCCUUAUUAGUUGAAGAUGAAUCAUCUAAUAAAAUCACUAUAGAUAUGAACUCUUGUGCUAAAAUACAUAUAUGGCGUCGAGGCAGGAUUAAUAUGGAAGCCCUACUAGCAAAGUUAUCUUUAGUUAUUAAAUAUACUCUAUGGGAUAUAAAUGUUGAACAAUUUCUAAAAAAUCAACCAGUUGUAAUAAAAUCUGAUCAACUUAAGAAUUAUAUAAACCCAUUAUAUAUUAAACACUUGGCUAAAUGGAUAGCUUUUGGAGCACAAAUAUCAGCACCCUUAGCAUGUCAUUCUCAAGUCCAGUACAAAAUAUCUAUCAAUCAUGUACUCAGAGAAUUUAAAACACAUAUAUCUUGGUCUGGAGUAAAAUUGUCUAAUAAUUCUGUUUUGUCUGUACGCUACUUUUAUAUACCACGCUCUAAAUAUGGUAUUUUUAAAUCACAUUACACAAGCAGUAAUCUAAUUUGUGGCAUUAUGGACCCAUUGCAAUUAGAUACAAAUAACUCAGACAAGUUUUCAUGGGGUGAUCUUUUAUUUCAUGAAUGGGAAUCAACAGAAACUCAUGGUAUGGUUACUCCACCAUCUGCAACAUGUGUAAUUGUACUUAUUAUGGUUAUUACACAAGCCAAAUCCAAUAAAAAACGCAAAAGACAGCAAAAUAUAACAAAAAUUAUCAAUUCUGAUACCAAUGAAGGAUUAUUUGUUGCUGAAGAUGAUGCUACAGAUAGUGAAAAAGAAGAAGACACAAAAAUAUUAACAAAUUUGAAACAAUUAGCAAUUGAACAUAAAUGUGUUAUUCAAGAUGAAGAUAUUAAUAACAGUGUUUUUAAUGACGACAAAAAAAAUCACAAGCCUAGUAACAAUUCAAUUAAUUCAAAAAUAAGUAAAUUUAUUAUGUUAACUGCAUCAGGCUGUGCAAUACACACAUUAUCAUACAAUUGGAAUAAAAAUGAUGAUCAAUCUUCAGCUAUUCAACGUUUAUGUAAUUGGUUGGAAUGGCGGCGUACAGCAUUCACUUCAUCUAUUUUACAUAAAAUGGGAUUAAUAAACAAUAGAGUCUAUGGAAGUAAAAUUAACGAUCAUAGUGUGGGAAGCAAGAAUAGUUUAGACCUAUUGUUAGAUUAUAAAAGUUAUACAACUGCAAUAGGUGAUUGUGAAUCACAAAAUGAUAAAUUUAUUAAUGAUAAAAUAUGCAAAACAAGUGGGCGUAUCAAACAUAAUGAAAAUGAAUUUGAUGAUAAAAAAAAUAAGCCUUUGCAUUAUGAGAAAGAUGUUCAAGAUAUUUAUAUUGAACAAUUAGUAAAAACUUAUAAGCAACAACGUCGAUUCAAUCUUCAACAAAAAUAUUUAUACGAGUUGUGGACUCAAAAUGAUGUUGUAAUAUCAAAAGAAACAUUAUGGACAUUUUAUCGUCAUAGUAGAUUACUUCAUUAUUGUUUGACUCCAUUGUUAUUUUUACCUCGAUGGCGACUUGAAUCUGCUGCUACCAGAGAUCACUCUUUAGAGGCUGGUAAGUCUAAAAUUUCCAAUUCCCAACCAGCAUGGCAUAAAAAGUUAUGCUCACGUUUUAACCAAGCUUAUGCAGAAUAUAUAGAAACACAUUCUACUGUAAUUGGUUUUCGAUUAAUUCAAGUUGGCAAACAGCAUAUUUCUAUUGAUAGCUCUAAAAGUGAAUUAGAUACAUUAAUAACAUCAACUUGUUAUCUUAAAAAAUCUGUUCCUGGAAUUAAUGGUGGAUUAUUAUUAAUCGAGACUGGUGUAAAUCAACCAUUUUAUUAUUUUAAGCUUAGUUGUGUUGAAAGAGCUAGACUUACAAAUAAUAGUAAUGAAAAUGAUUUUGACGAUCUUCAACAGUAUUCCCUCCUUGAUCAUUCUGAUCAAAUUAUGCAAAAUAUGCAUUUGCAUUCAUUUACUUAUGAUUUUCAUGUGCGUGUUCUGUCAGAUAGACUCAAUAAAUUAAUAAAAAAUAAAUUUAAUGAGUACAAUAAUUACUAUAAAAUUGAAAAACAACUUGUACAAAAUAAAAAUUGUAUUCAAAAAGUAUCAAAAACUAUUAAUGAUUGUAAAAUAAAUGCCAUAGCUGGGUUCUUGAAUGAUUUUUUAAAAUAUUAUAAGCAACCACCAUUAUAUUCACGUUGUUUAGUUCAUUCAAGUAUCAUCGAACGCACUCAUAUGCCUGUUACUGGUCGACAAUUAUAUGAGUAUCUUUUAUCAAAUAGUAAUUCUCAAGACGACUCUGAUGGAAUAUCUAUAAUUAAAAUUUCUGGUUACAUCAUAGGAGAUGAAGGUAAUGGCAAAUCUCUAUUUGAUGAUAGUGAAGAUCUAGAUAAUAAUUUUGAUCAAUAUUUUUCAUCCAACUCAGAUUUAUCUGAUUAUGUGUUAGUUCAUCAAAUGACAAAUAGUGAUAAUUUAAACAAAAAAUGCUGUUCAAAAUUUAAUUCAAAUUCAAAUGAAUCAGACUCAGAAAAUAAUGAAACUAAAUUGGAUUGUGAAUAUGAAGAUUGUAGUUCGUACGAUGCUACUCUUGUAAUGUCCUUAUCAUCAAAGCAAUCUUUAAUAUCUGAUACUAGGAAUGAAAUUAUUAUUGCUUAUUAUAUUUUGCUAACUGUAAAGCAAAAUAUCAAUGUAGUAGAUGAAAAAAAAGAAGUUUCAUCAGGUUUAAUUAAUCAUACAAGUCAAAGUCAUAGUACAUCUAUAUACCCAAAUCAUAAAUCAUGUGACCAAAGUAGAAAUGUUCCAAUAUCAGCAAGUGUACCAUGUGGUAGUUAUGGUUAUAUGAUGAAUACUGGUUCAACAACUUGUUGGGGAAGUUUAGAUAAUUGUAAUUCUAAUAACAAUUGGUGUCCUACACCUCCAAAUACACAUCAAACAAUGAAUUUCCAAAAUACAAAUAACGAACUCUACAGUCAUCGUAAAUUUUUAAAAUUAAAAAAUCAUUUAGUGAAAUGUUAUGGACAAAGAGCUUCUAAGUUGGUUGCACAUGCUGUAGACAAAGCCGCUGGUCAUUGUCGUAUACAUAUGCUUUGGCGAACUUUCAGUAUGCAAGCUGAUCUUCAGAAACCCUGUUCAACAUUUUUGUCAUUUGAAGAAUUAGAGGAAUUAGUUAUGAAAGCUGGACAUAUUGAACCACUAGCAUUGUAUGACCCAAGAAUAGAACCAAUAUUAGAACAAUUAUUAACUGGACCGCAGUGGUUUAAUUCAUUACAAAAACUCCUUGUAUCUAUGUCAUCUCCUGCUAGAUUAACUAUUAAGUGUCGUCUUUAUAGUAGUAAUAACAGUGAUCACCAAUAUCUAGUAGUUUUACCAGCUAAAUCAAAUAAUAGUGAAGUGGAUGUAUUUAUACUAAUAAAUAAUGGAAAUAUAAAUAAAAUGGCACAUUCUAUUAGUAUUGUAUAUCGAAAAAUAGCUCAUAGCUCUGAAGAUCUUGAAAUAAUAGUUGAAGCAAUUGGACGAUCUAUAUGCUACCUCGUUUGGCGUGCAGCAACUAAUUCAACAGUUAAUAUAACUACGUCUAAUUCAUUGUAGUAUAUAAAGCCUAUUUUUAUAUAAACUUUUACAAUAAUUUAAACUAAAAACAAUUUUUUUUUUUGUAAAAUUAAUAUUUAAUUUAACUAUAUUUGAAAACAUUUAAUUAUUAAUAAACAUUGUGUGCCAUUAAAAAAAUAUGUAUUUAUUUUUAUAAACAUUUAUUAUCUAGUCGUUUAUAAUAUUUUAGUACAAUGACUGUGGGUUAUUAUUAAUGAAAUGUAAUAAUUCCU
Messenger RNA from Daktulosphaira vitifoliae (grape phylloxera), 11551 nucleotides. Its product is annotated as KICSTOR complex protein SZT2-like. NCBI's taxonomy places the organism in Eukaryota, Metazoa, Arthropoda, Insecta, Hemiptera, Phylloxeridae. Gene Ontology annotation, cellular component: peroxisome. The transcript has 42 exons. Bases 336 to 11318 code for a protein of 3660 amino acids. The record is from RefSeq and is a predicted model, not a curated record.